Messenger RNA from Xenopus laevis (African clawed frog), 1094 nucleotides. RefSeq lists its product as uncharacterized. NCBI's taxonomy places the organism in Eukaryota, Metazoa, Chordata, Amphibia, Anura, Pipidae. The record is from RefSeq and is a predicted model, not a curated record. The transcript has 3 exons. Bases 399 to 797 code for a protein of 132 amino acids.
CGUUGCCCUUCUCAAGGAACAUUGAAUAAAAGAAACUGUUACAGAAAAACAAACCAAUGCCUAAAGCAUUUCAUAUAAUCCUGUAAUUACUGUCUUUAUACCUGACACCAAUGAACUUUAUUCUUGCACAAUUGAUGGCAAAGACACCCACGCACAAAUGCCCAUAUCAAUAGAUUUUUAAUUUUUACAUUUUAUUGACUGUGAUUAUAUGUGUACCUGCAAUCAUGGCGUGUAUAAAUGACCUUUAGCACAAUCCCACAACCUUAUGGACAAUUAAACGUGUUAUUGUAGUUGGAUGUUCCACUCCAAGAUCUAUUGUGUUGAGGAGCAAUAAAUAGUUGGGUGGAAAAGCACAAGAAUUCACUGUUGUCUUCUGCUGCUGUGGAAAGAGACUGACCAUGCUGUGCCGUGUUGCCUUCUUCUCUCUUCUGGUCCUGUCUUUGGUGCAGGAAGACAGCUGCUAUUCGUGUAAGAGUAAAGGCAAACUAUCUAAACUGCAAAGCAAAGUCCUGACUCUGUCCGAUGCAGUGUCAGAAGAAGUCAGUAAGAUGAUUCAUGAUGACAAACACAAGAAGAUUCAUCAAACUGUAAAAGACAAGGUACAGGACAAGAUUUGUACGACCAAACUUGACUCUGACACCGCUGCCGCCAUCACAAAGAAGUUCGAGGGCUUCCAAACCAAACUGAAAAAUGGCUCCAUAAGCAAGGGAGACAUAAUCAGUUUCCUGGAGAAUGAUCCGCUCAAAAAAGUCGAGGAAUGUUUUGCUAAACUAUUCAACAAGAAUAAGAAAGAAUAACAUCCAAGCAGAAGGAAGUGAUAUCAAAAAUACUUGGAGAAAAUCUGCUGCAUAUCCUACAAAUCACUCCCACGAUGCCCUUACCUGCAAAGUCAAUCAAUCACAAAUAGACCUUUGGAAUCUCCUAGAAUCGACUUUAUUUCAAUAAAAAUUUGUUGCUAUACACAGAGUUCUGUGCCAUCAGUAUACAGUGUAUAACGUAUCUGCCACAGGCCGUCUCUGUAUAUCACAUUACAUCUGGAUAUAAUCGCAAUCACUACAGUAGAAAAUAAAAAAGAUUAAAAUGAUGCAUCACAA